UUAUUUUAACUGUAGUUGUCAAGAGAUAAUUUUAUACUUAAGGAAAAAUAUUUUAAAAUAUUUAUAUUUUCACACAUAGCAAAAAAACAAAGAAUAUAAAAUAUUUCUGGCAGCUAUGUGGAAAGAAAUACUGAUAAUAUAAACUUUGCUGCACAGCAGAUAUAAACACACCCACAAGCAAAAGCAGAAACAAAGGCAACCGCUACUGGCUGAAUGCAUGCAGGCUUGUUGAUGAUUGAAGGGUGAGAAAAGGACGGUUUACACAUGCCCGAGCAGUUCCCCCCUCAAAAAAAAAAAAAAAAAUAGUUCUUCACACACCUCGGGUUAGCUGGAAUUAAAAACUUGGCAGAUGGGUGGCUGCCUAGUGCAAAGACCAAUGCAGCUUAACCUGAGUCAAUUACACGAAUAAAAACAAAACAAAAGAACCCUUUGUUGGUGAAGGUCCAGGAAGCCCGCGUCUAAGUGGUUCUAACGUGUGUCUGACUUUUGGCCUUUGCACCUGUGUUCCUGCAGGGAAGGCGGCCAUAUGGGCAAAUAUUGCGCGCGUGUGUGUGUAGCGCUGGUUAGAAAGCAGCUGCUUCCUCGUUUUACACGGCGCAUCCACUUGCUGAUGCACACCCGAACGCGCAUAUAGAGACUCGCUGGCAGUCGCCACUACCACUACCAGCAGCAGCAGCACCCAAAUCCCAUUGCAAACAAAGGGAGAUGACGGCGGAGCUGCUGGAGAGGUCUUUCGCCUCCUUCGUUUUGCAAGCGGCGACCGCCCGCAGCCCUUGGACUCUGCCUUUCCCUCUUCCUCCCCGUAGCUGUCCUCCUCCAUCCCGCAGGCGGUGGUAAGUCGGGAGUCAGGAUUCAGAGCAAGGCGAGAGGGACGUCGCCCGCGAGGGAGAAGAAGCGAGUGGGGCGAAACACACACACACUCUCUCUCUCUCUCUCACACACACACACACACACAUAUGCGCGCGCGCAGGGACUCACACAACCAAAACAAACCUCGCCCGCUUUCACCUCGGCUGAUUGUCAACAGAUCAUUUGCAAAAAAAAAUCCGAGAGCAGCAGCAGCAGCGGCGACGGCAACUGGCGGGGAAGCGGCGGGGGAAUUCCGGGCGCCUUUGUGCUUCCCCCGCCGGUGUUUAUGCUGAACGCGGUCUCGCCGAGUAAGCUUCAGAGAUGGAAGAACUUACCUAAGAAGGACCUAACUUACGAUAGCAGUCAACUUUAAUUCUCUUAAGGACUCUGGCUUUGCUGCUACUUCCUUAUCAGGAUGGCUGAAAAGGCUCCAGAUAUGAACAAAAAGUCAUCCAGGUCUACACAGUCUCUUCCACCAGAACCAGUGGACAUAAUCAGAAGCAAAGCAUGUUCUAGGAGAGUGAAAAUCAAUGUAGGUGGACUUAAUCAUGAAGUUCUAUGGAGGACUUUAGAUAGACUUCCACGGACACGUUUAGGAAAGCUCAGAGACUGCAAUACCAAUGACUCUUUACUAGAAGUAUGUGAUGACUAUAAUCUUAAUGAGAAUGAAUAUUUCUUUGAUAGACACCCAGGUGCUUUCACCUCUAUCCUGAAUUUCUACAGGACAGGAAAAUUACAUAUGAUGGAGGAAAUGUGUGCCCUCUCUUUUGGCCAAGAAUUAGAUUAUUGGGGGAUUGAUGAAAUAUAUUUAGAAUCCUGUUGCCAAGCAAGGUAUCAUCAGAAGAAAGAGCAAAUGAAUGAAGAAUUAAGGAGAGAGGCAGAGACAAUGAGAGAAAGAGAAGGUGAAGAAUUUGAUAAUGCUUGCUGCCCAGACAAAAGGAAAAAACUCUGGGACUUGUUGGAAAAACCCAAUUCAUCAGUGGCUGCAAAGGCUUUUAAACACAUCUGUAAGGAAGAAGGAAGUUUUGCAAACAGCCUGGUUGAAUUUGUGUGGAGCUUUAAAAGUCAAUUUAAACUGCCCAGAAGUUGAUGAAAUGUUUUAAAGACUGUCUUCCCUGUGGAUGAAAUUGAAACAUGGAAAACCAAAAAAGACUGCAGUGCCCUGGAAAAUUAAUUGUGCAAUGAAAUACAAGACAAUCUAGUGCAGGGGUGUCAAACUGCUGGCCUGCGGGCGGGAGGCAUCAUGGCAAAACCGCGCCCACCCCAUUGCCAGCAGUGGAAAAAAAGUUGUGAUACAUCACGACACAUUACAUGACGUUGCAAGUUUGACAACCCUGAUCUAGUGCCUCAGAAAUAGGUAUAAGAUAUCCAUAUAUAAUUACUGAGAAUUUAAGUGAUAUUUUCAUCUAUUUAAUACAAGCAAUUAUUUUCCUUUAAGGUGAACAAGAGAGUCCAAAGAGAGCAGAAAAAAAAUUAUGUCAAAAAAAAUUAUUGCAGCAUUAGCUUAUGUGUUUGUUUUUAUGUGUAUAUAUCUAUGUGUGUAUUAUGAGUGCAUUAUGGUGCUAUUUUCUAUUUCUUGGCUGAGGGAGCCAACAUUGUCCAAAGACAAUUUCCAUGGUCAUGUGGACAUACAGAACGCUAUUUCCCUCCCACUGAAGUGGUACCUAUUAAUGUACUUGCAUGUGCGUGCUUUCGAACUGCUAAGUGGGCAGGAACUGGGGCAGGAACAGGCGCUUACCUGGUUGUGUGAUACUUGGGUCUCAAACCCAGGCUGUCAACUUUCCAUCUGACAAGCUCAACAUCACUGCGCCAUCGCACCCCCUUAAAAGUGGAAUAUAACAAUAUAAAUACAUUUAUGGUAAAUAUCAACAAAAUGUAUAAAUCCUCCUGUUAUGCUAUUCGCUUUUCUCCUUAGCCAGAUAAGAUUGCUUUUGCAAAAAUAGUUCUGCAAAAAUAGUUUUCACGUAUUGAUAUCUUGAGAAUUAUACUUUAGUUUAUGUUUUAAAUGUACUCAUUUCAAGCACUGUUAAACACAUUCUGAAAUCCAGUGUCCAUUAUAAGCACUGAAAUAAGUAAAUCUGAUAGCAUGAAUGCACAUAUCCUAUCAGCAAAUCUGUUCCUUAGCUCAAUGUUAUAUCAGAGCUACCUUUCCUGAAUGGAUUUUCAUUUUUCUAUGUGACAAAAAGAAACAAUUUAUUACACAAUCUGCACACUUUCCUUAUUUAGAUAAUGCUUUUAAGACAAUACUCUGUACGUUCUCCAAUAAAUCACCUAAAAAUAUCACUUGUCUCAUGAUACUACGAACAAGCAACAAUACACAUACACUCUACAUUAACUGGAAAGUUGAUACAUUUCUUUAAAGAAGAUAUUAAUAACUAAAAUGUUUAAUUCAGUAAGAGAUUAUUAACUGCCUAGGUAUCUUAUGGGCUUUCCUGCUUUUUACUAUUCACACAUCUGAAGUAAGUAGUAAACUGCAACUGAUCUAUACAGCGAGGACUAAAUCUAGUUAGUAAGAGUAGAGUGGAUGAAAGCUCUCGAGAAAUAUCUGGAAAUCUUCAAUAUCUUUCAAGAUCAGUGUAAUUCAACUUUACCUGAUCAAAGGCUGAAACAGGGUACUCAAAACUCUUGUGUUUUAGCAAUAGCAAUAAGAUGAAUAUAUCUCUCCAUAGUGCUUUACAGCACUCUCUGGGUGUUUUACAAUGUCAGCAUAUUACCUGCAACAAUCUGGAUCCUCAUUUUACUGACCUCAGAAGGAUAGAAGGCUAAGAUAACCUUGAGCCCAUUCAGAGUUUGCCUGCAAUACUGUAUUCUAACCACUGUGCCACAGUGUUUUGCUUUCUGACAGUUGAUGGUUGACCUCACCUAGAGUAGGCAUG
Messenger RNA from Crotalus tigris (Tiger rattlesnake), 3725 nucleotides. RefSeq names its product potassium voltage-gated channel subfamily B member 2-like. Lineage: Eukaryota; Metazoa; Chordata; Lepidosauria; Squamata; Viperidae. The transcript is spliced from 3 exons. Gene Ontology annotation, biological process: potassium ion transmembrane transport; protein homooligomerization. The coding region runs from base 1265 to 1939 and encodes 224 amino acids. Gene Ontology annotation, molecular function: delayed rectifier potassium channel activity; protein binding. The record is from RefSeq and is a predicted model, not a curated record. Gene Ontology annotation, cellular component: voltage-gated potassium channel complex.